AUGAUCAACCAACUUACAGUAUGCUACAGUAAGAUGAAGAAGUAUGAACCUCUACAUCUACAGUAAGCCUAAGUCCGUACAUCUCGGCUUCAGUACGUGCUAUACCGUACAACUCGGCUUAAGUACUUACUAUACAGUACUACUCGGCUUAGUCACGUACUAUUCUACAACUUCCUACAGUACCUUUUUUGGUGUUUGUAUCUUACAACUAGUACUACUGUACACCAUGAUUCGUCUUGGUACCCCUUACAAAUCGCUUGCUGCGGCAGACAAAUCAAAACAAACCUAACCUGGUCUCCGGACCGGCACCCAACAUAAACUUACGCUAAUGUGGUUAUAGUGUUUCUGAAAGAGAAGAAGAGGAAGAAAAAAAGAAAGAAAAAGAAGAAAAGAAAGAAGAAAAAGAAGCAAAGAAAGAAGAAAAAGAAGAACAGAAAGAAGAAAAAGAAGAAUAGUAAGAAAUGGCUCUGAAUGACUCACUCGCCUUUACGGCAAACCAAAACAAUGAAGAAAAAACCAAAAAAAUAACAAAAAAUCAACAAAAAAAUCGACUGGAAGAGUUAACCUUGGUAGAAUAAGUAAGUUUAUACCCAUAUGUGUUAGACUUGGACAGUGAAUUUAAAAGGCUUUUGGAGUUGUUGGUCAGGAUGGGUACUACACCAUUUUUUUAAGUUUGAAAAGGUCUAGGUAAUAUUUUUUUAGUCUAUCUUACAUAAAUUACCCUGCCCUACCAUACCCUGCCUUGCUCUACGUUUGUUUACAUUGCCUUUCUUUAACUUGCUUUGCCUUUCCUUGCCUUGCCCUUGCCUUGCCUUGCCUUGCCUUGCCUUGCCUUGCCUUGCCCUUGCCCUUGCCUUGCCUUGCCUUGCCUUGCCUUGCCUUGCCUUGCCUUGCCUUGCCUUGCCUUGCCUUGCCUUGCCUUGCCUUGCCCUGCCUUGCCCUGCCUUGCCCUUGCCUUGCCUUGGUCCUUGCCCUACGGUACUCUACGCUAUCCUAUCAUACUCUAUGUUUCUUUACCCUACCAUAUCAUACGAUAUCAUACCCUACCCUACCUUACUCUACCACAACCCACCCUACCCCUUUACCUAACUUUUUCUACAUUACCAUGCCCUAUCAUACCCCAUCCUAUUUUAUCUUGCCCUGUUCUUUAUUACUCUACUCUACCAUACAUUACCCUUUCUUUUGUUACAACGCAAAACAGGGUUCAUGGUAUAAAAAGUCUCUUUCAGCCUGCAGGUCAUCGUCUUUUCUCAUAAUUUGCCAAACAUAACCGUACUCUCUUUACCUUUUUUUAAUAAAAAACCGCAUUUUUUGCUCAAAAAAAUUUAAAAAUUAAAAAAAAAGUAAGUUUAAAAUAACAAUUUUUAAUCAAAGAUUUAAAAAAUUUUCCAAAAAUCUGUCUAAACCCCACCUCUAUCUCCUAUAACUCCUAUUUUAGCCGCUCAAACUCGCUGAAACUGAACGAAUCCGAGCUUUACUUCAACUUCCUUGGCAAUGUAAACCUCAACGGCGCCCGAGCUCAAGAAGACAUUACCCUAGCCUCAACUACAUUCAAAGCCCAGAACGUUGGAGUCGUUCGCAAGGCUACUGGCGAAGGCACGUUGACAGUGUCCGGCGUUCUCGGCGUUGGUCCCACUAUUAAUGGUACCGAUGGAAGUGGAGACUCAUGGGAACCUAUUGUGCACCAAAUCGCAAGAAAACAGUCCAAUGGCAAGUUUACUGUGUGGCUGAACAGUAACGAGGACAGCGAUGUCAAAGGACAACUGACUUUUGCUGAUCACGAUGAAGAACAUUGCGAGAAAGAGGUGGUACAGGCUGGACCAUUGGUCAAAGCUAGAGGACAGUUUAGUCAAUGGGCUUUCCCUGUUCAGAGGUAGGGCUUUUUAGAUGUAUUGGAAUUAGGUUUAGGCCCUAUACUUUAAUCGUCAGCGUUUUUUGCCGUUCUUCAAAAAAAAUUUUGUAAAGAAAGUUAUUGCGCUUUUUUUCAAAAAUUUAAAUCAAAUUAGCUCUUCUAUUACAUAAAAAUCCAUUUUUAAUCAUUAUUUUUCCCAUAAAGCACCUUUUAGUCAUUAAAACACCUUUCAUCGUAUAAUAUGUCCCCCGCAGCUUGCAGACCUCCAUUUAUCAAAAUGCGCAACCGCAAUGUUUUCAAAAUGAAAAAUAUGACAACUUAAUAUACCUUUUACUUUAAAAUUCAAUUUUCAAGACAUUUCAUCAUCAAAGCCACCUUUCAUCAUAUAACAUUUCCCCCGCAGCCUGCCAAUCCCUAUUUACCAACAAAUCAUUUCAGAUACGGAUCAGACAAGUACCGUUACUUCCGUGAAGGCAAUGUAGCGAUUCAAAACGAUGACAAAAUCAUCAAAAUGUCUGGCUACAUUCUCGACACCAUCGCUCGUAUCUACCGUUUGAACAAGGAUACCAAGUUGGAUGCCUAUGUGACCAAAUGCGAUGAGAUUGAAAAGUUCACGCCAUUCUUCUUGACCAUCAACAAAAAAGACUUUGAAUUUCCUGCUAAGAUUUUGUUUACACCCGUAAGUUUUAUUUUUAUCAUUAUGUCGCAUUUUUGAAAUUUUUAAACGUUGUGCCAAAAAAGGCGAGUAUUCAAAAAUUCAAAAUUAAUUUUUAAAUAAAUGUUAAAGACCAGCUCGUAACCUCCAGAGACUGUUUUGCACCGUAUUUUACUUAUUUUUAUAAAGUAAGCCAAUUUUAAGCCCAUGCAACGUUGUGCCAAAAAUGGCGGGAAAACCAAAAUUCAAAUUUAUUUUUAAAAAAUUGUUAAAAACCCAUUCAUAGCAACCAAAGACUAUUUUCACACCAUAUUUUACUUAUUUUAUAAUAUUUUUAGCAAAUUUUAGCCCUUGAAACGUUAUGCCAAAAGUGGCGGGAGAACCAAUAUUCAAAUUUAAAAUUAAAAAAUCAUUAAAUAUUGAAUUUCUUAAACUAAAGUACGUUUCUUACAUCAAGAAUUUUAAAAAUAGGCCUAUUUUUGCCCCGUAAAACGUUAUGCCAAAAAUUGCGGGUAAACCAAAAUUCAAAUUUUUUCACAAAAAUGACACUUUUUCGUGAUGUAAAACAUAAAAACGUAUUUAAAAAUGCACUUUUAAACCCCAGUAUAUAAUACCCACUAAUUAAAGUAAUAUUUUCAGACCGGAGACAAUGGAAUGUGCCGAUUCAUAGCCGAACAAGGACAACAAGGCCCAUUGGAAGAGGUCUUCCAACUGACCCAAGACUUUUUGAAACACCUGUGUGUCACCUACGACGUCAACAGCAAGACGGUUGCUUUUGCUAAAGCUAUUGCUAAGUAA
This is a messenger RNA of Bursaphelenchus okinawaensis, 3305 nucleotides long. NCBI's taxonomy places the organism in Eukaryota, Metazoa, Nematoda, Chromadorea, Rhabditida, Aphelenchoididae. The record is from the annotation of a GenBank genome assembly.